CCGUUAAUGCUCCACAGUCGAUUUACCGUGGAGAUCUCUGAGGGGGCCCCCGUGGCUUGGCCUCCGUGUAAAAACACGUACAGGUGUUCCGGAAACCAACGGGCAAGGUCUCCAAACCGGUUCAAUUUUUGCUUGCCGAUUCAAGCCAGCCAGACCGCCCAAGAAGGCGGGCAAAGCGUUCGCCGGGUUUCUCCCCCGCCGUGAAAGGAGCCGCCUUCUUCCUGCAGGAGCUCUGCGGUCGAGAAAUCUAUCCCCCCAUUUCCCUCCCGCCCGCCCGAAAUCGACGCCGUGAAAUCGAGGGAGGCCGGUCGGCCGGCUGGGGAUUUCGUCUCCGUUUCGGCUUUUGGUCUGCCUAGGCCACCAUAGUCUCCGCGGAAUCCGGCUGGUUGGCUGGCUGGCUGGCGGGGCCGGCGCUGUCAAGAGCCAGGCGAGCCCCAGAGGGGGAAUACUCACCAGGGGAGGCAGGCGACAGAGGGGUCGCCGAGAAGAAACAGCUGAGCGAAAAAGGAGGAGGAGGAGGAGGAGUCCAAGGAGAGGGACGAUCCCGGGGCUGGAGCCCAGGCUCGGCGGGGAGGCGGGGAUCGCUCUGGCAGCCUUCCCGGCACGGGUGAUCCGCCGACUUCGCCAAAGCCGUUGCUGUCAGCGGGCGUGAAGAGCGAGGCGGACCGGCUGAGAGCGAGCCAGCAGCCUCGAAAAGCGAGGGAAGGCAGCCCUUCAUUCUGUCCUCCCCUCGCCUCCUUCGCUUAUCCCCCAGCUUAGUGGGAAGCUCCCCAGCUUCCCCUUGCAGCUGGAGGGCUCCUGGUGGCCCCCGCCUUCCCCCUUUUGGGAAGCCCGCAAAGCCAAGCCGUGCCGAGCCGGCUGGAGAAGAAAGGCGGCAGGGCGGGAGAGCCGGGAAGGCAAGGGGGCUUUUCUGAAGGCGACCGUGACUCGCGAAAGGACGAAACCCGGCUGCAUGGACGAGAAACUGGGGGAGCGGGCUUGCUUUUUUUCCCUCCUCCCCCCCACCCUUCCUCUACGGAGCGCCGGUGCCUGCUUUCCAAGGUCCAUAUUGAUCUUGGUCUUUUGAACUAAGAAGAACUGUGUAGCCAUAUUGCAGAGUGAUGUGUCCUGGAGUGGAAGCCCUAUGAUGAAGUGAAAGAAAGAAAGUGUGGAGUCUCCUGAAAGUGAUGUGAAAUCCAGCCCUCCAGAACUUCUUUGUGGAAGGCAUUUGAGAGGGGACUGUGUUUUCUCCCCACUUAAGACUAUGAUGUCGGUUGAAGGCUCUACAAUAACGAGCAGAAUAAAAAAUUUACUUCGGUCUCCCUCUAUCAAAUUGAGAAGAAGCAAACCAGGGACCAAGCGGGAAAAUAUCAGCACUAAGGUGACUUUAGAAAAAGUGCUGGGAAUCACUGUCUCUGGAGGCAGAGGAUUGGCCUGCGAUCCUAAGAAUGGUCUCAUUGCUUAUCCAGCUGGGUGUGUUGUUGUGCUGUUUAACCCCAGGAAAAACAAGCAACAUCAUAUUCUAAACAGCUCCAGGAAGACUAUUACGGCCCUUGCUUUUUCUCCUGAUGGAAAAUACCUGGUUACUGGAGAGAGCGGGCAUAUGCCUGCAGUCCGUAUAUGGGAUGUUGCUGAGCGGACCCAGAUGGCUGAACUUCAAGAGCAUAAGUAUGGAGUGGCAUGCGUGGCCUUCUCACCAAGCUCCAAGUACAUUGUCUCAGUGGGUUACCAGCAUGACAUGAUAGUCAAUGUUUGGUCAUGGAAGAAAAACAUCGUUGUGGCAGCAAAUAAAGUCUCAAGCAAAGUGACAGCAGUUUCAUUCUCUGAGGAUUGCAGCUAUUUUGUUACAGCUGGAAACCGUCACAUCAAAUUUUGGUACCUGGCCGAUAGCAAAACCUCUAAGGUGAAUGCUACCGUCCCCUUGCUUGGGCGUUCUGGUUUGCUCGGAGAACUGAGGAACAAUUUUUUUACAGAUGUGGCAUGCGGCAGGGGUAAAAAAGCGGACAGCACUUUUUGUAUCACUUCUUCUGGUCUGCUGUGUGAAUUCAACGACAAGAGGCUACUGGACAAGUGGGUGGAAUUGAGGACUACUGUGGCAAACUGCAUCUCCGUGAACCACGAUUACAUCUUCUGUGGCUGUGCUGAUGGUACUGUUCGGAUUUUUAAUCCUUCAAAUCUUCACUUUGUGACCACGCUCCCUAAACCACACUUCCUAGGGAUGGAUAUCGCCAGCAUUACAGAAGCCAGUCGGCUUUUCUCUAAUGUGACUGAUGCCAAGUAUCCAGAUACCAUUGCCUUAACCUUUGAUCCGAACAACCAGUGGCUGUCUUGUGUUUACAAUGAUCACAGCUUGUAUGUGUGGGAUGUCAAAGACCCCAAGAAAGUGGGCAAGGUUUAUUCUGCAUUAUACCACUCCUCCUGUGUCUGGAAUAUUGAGGUGUAUCCUGAGGUAAAGGAUAGCAAUCAGUCUUGCUUGCCCCCAAACACCUUCAUCACUUGCUCCUCGGAUAACACCAUUCGCCUGUGGAACACAGAGAGCUCAAACAUCCACGGGGCCUCCUUGCAUCGAAACAUCCUGAGCAAUGAUUUGAUGAAAAUCAUCUAUGUAGAUGAAAACACUCAGGCCCUCUUGGACACAGAAUACAAUACAGCUGGAGGUGUAGAGAAGGCUGACACACAGGCCAUAGAUACCAAAGUGGGGAUUCGCACAGUGUGUGUGAGUCCUACUGGGGAGCACCUGGCCUCAGGUGAUAGGAUAGGCACUCUCAGGAUCUAUGAAUUGAAGCCCCUGAGAGAGAUGCUGAAGGUAGAAGCCCAUGAUUCAGAAAUCCUCUGCCUUGAAUAUUCCAGACCAGAGACAGGAUUGAAGCUGCUAGCAUCAGCAAGUCGAGAUAGAUUGAUUCAUGUCUUGGAUGCAGAAAAGGACUAUAGCCUACAACAAACCCUCGAUGAACAUUCAUCUUCUAUAACUGCAGUGAAAUUUGCAGCCAACGAUGGGAAGGUGAGAAUGAUCAGCUGUGGUGCUGAUAAGAGCAUCUAUUUCCGCACUGCACAGAAGACAAAUGAUGGGGUCCACUUUACUCGCACACAUCAUGUUGUUAGGAAGACUACUCUUUAUGAUAUGGAUGUGGACCCUAACUGGAAAUAUGCUGCUAUUGGAUGUCAAGACCGUAACAUCAGGAUUUUCAACAUAAGCAGUGGAAAGCAAAAGAAACUAUACAAAGGAUCUCAAAGUGAAGAUGGCACUCUAAUUAAAGUACAAAUGGAUCCUUCUGGUCUGUACAUUGCAACCAGUUGUUCUGACAAGAACCUUUCUAUCUUUGAUUUCUAUUCAGGCGAAUGUGUGGCCACAAUGUAUGGGCACUCAGAGAUCGUAACUGGGAUGAUGUUCAGUAAUGACUGUAAACACUUAAUUUCAGUUUCUGGUGACAGUUGUAUUUUCAUUUGGCGUCUGAGUUCUGAAAUGACCAUCAAUAUGCGUCAGCGGCUGGCUGAUAUGAAGCAAAGGGGAAAACAAGCAGAAAAAGCUCAACCAGGCAAAACAGCUGGUCUUACCAGGCAUGAAUCAGUCUCCGUCCUCUCAUCUGCACCAGUGCUUUCAUCAGACAGCGAUAAGGAUGGUGAAGAUGAAGGAAAUGAUGAGGAUGAGUUACAUGGUCUACAGCCUUUCCAAAUGACAACCAAUGUCGAUCUUGAGAGUUGUUCAGAUCUUUCUCUUUCAAGAAGCUUAUCUCACUGGGAAAUGAGACGGGCAAAAGAAAUGGCAAUGAUCCAGGCUUCAGAAAACACCAUGAGCAAGAUGCCUCGGCAACGGAGCCGUUGGACCCAGCCAACAAGCAGUUUAGAGAUGACAGUUAAAUCUAUGCUUGAUCUACGUCAACUGGAGUCUUUCUCAGUCUCUCGUUCUGCUAGUCAGGAUUCUCUUUCCCAGGCCAGCAAUGGAGACGACCACAAAGAACACCCCAAUGCUCCAAAUUAUGCCAAGAAAGAAGGAGGCUCCACAGCUCUUGAAGAAAAUCACCCUUGCCUUCGGCCUCAAGUAAUUAGACUUGUCUCCUGUGAAGGAGGGAUUUUCCCACAGGAAAUGGAACCUUCAGAGAGUGAAGAAUGUGUCAUCUACCCAGAACAAGAUGAUCUUCCUCCUGCUGAUAUCAGCAGUGAUUUCCAAGUAAAAGCACUUCCACAUGGAAAACUGGGUAGAAGCUACAAUAGCAAUGAAGGCCCAGAUAAGCACAGCCCCGACAGUGCUUGUUCUGUGGAUUAUAGCAGCAGUCGACUAUCAAGUCCAAAUGAAGAUUCUGAGAGUACUGAGCCUCUUAGUGUGGAUGGCACCUCAGACUUGGAUGAGCAAGUGGGUGAAGAAGAUGAGGAAGAUGUAAACACUGGAUUAUUGGAUGGAGAUGUUCCUACGACUCCAGAUCAAGAGAAGUUCCUCAAGCAGCAUUUUGAGACUCUAGCCAGUAACAGUGAUAAGGAUGGCUCAUGUAGGACCCUGGAGAGAAUGGAAAACAGUAUUUCUUCUCGGUUUUUAUCUCGGUUUCCAGUACUCAGGGAACCCUCAUCUUCUGCAUCAAAGCUAGUCCUGGAUAAGAAAUCUACUGAAGGGUCUGUUUUGCCAAAGCAAGUUACCAAUGAACUGCUGAACAAUGGGCUUGACUAUCAGCACAUGCCCACAGAGAAUGGCUUCUUUCAAAAUGAUAUUAGGCCAUUUUAUAUGCAGAAGAAAAGGAAAUCUGCUGUAGAGUUCAACAGAGGACGUGGAAGAUCUGUUGGGUCUUUCCCAGAUAGUGAUGGAGUGGUGGUGCUGCGGAAAUCCCAAUCAGUUCACAAUCUUGUUCAUAAUGAUAAAAUUCCUGGAGUGAUGCUGUCUGUCAGGCAGCGGCCUCAGGCACUAAUGAUAGGUGAGAAGGAGCCAAAAUCCAACCAUUGUCAAACAUUUUCUGCAACACUGUUGAAGAUGGAGAAUUCCAGCUUUUUGCAAGCCAAAGACAUUAAAGCUGCAAAACCAAAGUCCUAUAUGAGUCCUACCACAAGUUUCAUGGCCAAGAUGUCCCGUAGUGUGUCUGUGGGAGAGAAUCUGUACUUUGGUGAUGGUUCAGAAAACCAGAAUGAAGUGAAGAUCAACCAGGUAUCAGAGAAAACAAGAUUAAAUUUGCUAGAGGACAUUGAGAAGAAUAAGCCCUUUGUGAAAGAUAACAGCCCAGUGAAUCCUUCCCUUCAGCAAACUGCAAGCUCUUUGUCACCCCAGUCCUUUCAGAGCAAGUUGGCAUCUAGUCGAGCCCAUUUGACCCUUGACAUCCCAAAGCCUCUACCUGAUAGACCAACAUUAGCUUCUUUCUCACCAAAGACAAAGUCAAAAACUGUUCCAGGAUUAGAAUCUCCUCAGUCACCUGUUGCUGUUGGGAAAAAGAAGCAGUCUUUUCCUGAAGGAUGGGCCUUGAAAUUGGAAAAUCAAGCACCUGGAUCUCUUGGCCAUGGUAAAAGUAGUCCUUUGAGUCCCUGUGCAGACGCUCGGAAAGAGAACCAAACACAGUUGAGAUCCAAAGCCCAACUUGAGCCAAGAGUAACUAAUUCCAAGCGAAAAGAGCCUUCAGAUGACCUGCAUCCGAUUUCUCCAGAAAAACUGCCACUGGAAUGCACAGACAAAGUUGCCACUACUAGUUAUGUGCCAGCUAAUGAUGAGCAUUGCUCUUAUGGAGUACAAAGUGGGCCAAGGUCUCCUACAAAUGCAAAAGGCCUUGGAAAGGAUUCAGGUUCUUCGAUCAGUGUUGAGCAAUGCAAGCAUGUAGUGUCUGAGCUCCAGGACAGUAUGCGUAAGGCCAUCCAGAUAUAUCGCCUGGUAUCUACUGACAUGGAAUCUUCACCUGAUAAAUAUAAGAUUGCGGGUCUCUUGACUGAAACUUUCUCUGUGAUGAAAAAAGAAUUGGAUUCUCUGAAAGAUGGCAAUGGACUUCAAAGGAAGAAAGAUCAACUGAUGCAAACACAAAACAUAGUUGGAAUGCCAUUAGUGGAGGGCAGUGGUGAAACUUUAUCUAGCCUUCGGCACUUUGGAGAUGACCAAACUCUCGCCUUGUUGGAACAAUACUCAGAGUUACUGCUACAAGCUGUUGAACGACGUAUGGAUAAAAAACUUUAAUUAUCGUUUUCAGCAACAAACACUUUUAAUGGAAUGCUGAACCAUACACAAAAACUGAUGGAACCUUAUCAUAUUGACAACUUGAAAUAACAUUUUGGGGUGGUUUUUUUUUAAUCCAAUGGGCAAAUAUCUUUUCUUUUAACAGAAACAGUUCUGUCCACAACUUUUUAAAAUGUGCUGGUCACAGUACUAAUCCCCUUGUGCCUAUCUCCUCCACUAAGAGUAUUAUAAGAAAUAUUUGGCUUAAAAACCAUUCAAGCAAUUAAAGAGAAUUGGUCAAUCGUCCAGGGGUGGCCCAGCCUGAAACUGCUGACUUAAUAGAAUGAGAUCAAACUGAAAUAGCUUUGUCCCUCUGCAGUGUUAUCUCAAACUAGGCACAGACUAUUAAAACGUUUAUUUAUUAAUUUAUUUUUACUAUUAUAAUUCUGAAACUUUUACCUGGGUUUUGCAGUUAUAGUUAUUUUGACAUCUUUUCCACAUUUAUAGUGAGAGAGAUUUGAUAUAGUAAAUAUACUGAUGGAACAGCAGGUGGGUUAUAGAACUGCUUUCUGCUGUAGCCUGCAUUACUGAAUUUUGCUUCCUUGUUCCUUUUUAUUAUGCCAAUAUGUUUUAUUUUAAUUUUGUAUUUAGCAUUAUGAUCAUUCUGCUUUUGUUUUCCGUUUAAAGAAAAUCCUGUGCUCUAUUUUUUAUUGUUUCCACAAAACACCUAUCCUUUGGCUCAGCGUCCAGAGAUUUGUUACAAAGCUUGUUGGUUAAAAGAAAGGCUUUUUUAACCGGACUAGUUCUACUUUUCUCAGGUUUUAUGUAAAACCAGAUCCAUCAGAGUCAAAUUGAUGCAGUUGAAUAACUAUACAUUUUUAAAAAAAAUCUUACUGCUGGGUUAUGUUAGUGGCAUCAGCUACUGGACUCAUGAUAUUAGCACUGUUCUGUUUUUUGUGGAUAUAGAAAUGUAGGCAGAUGGAUACGAUGGGGAAGGGGUAGUGGUAGAAAACAAGUCAGUGAUGAAAGCUUGUAAUCAAUACAUACAUCUUCAGAUAUUCCUAACUUCCCAAAAGAGAGAUCCCCUUUCUCUGACUAUGACUGAAAUCUGAAAGCAAUCCAAGUGUGAGUGUUCAGGAAAUACUGAUUGCUAUGACAUUACUGUUCUAUUUCUUUCCUCCCUUACACUGGAACAUAACUAAGGCUGCAUGAAAUAUUACUGUGUUCUACAUUGUGGCAGACUUCUCCAAUUUCGUAUCAAUUAACACAUUGUCUUUGUUCAAAUGAAGAAGGAAAGUAAGUACAGAUCUACAUCUUUUCAGCUCUGGUACCCUUUGUAUUGAAUUAUUAAUCCUAACAUGUCUGAAGUAUUCACUGAU
Molecule: messenger RNA, 7473 nt
Organism: Pseudonaja textilis
Lineage: Eukaryota; Metazoa; Chordata; Lepidosauria; Squamata; Elapidae
Gene: MAPKBP1
Product: mitogen-activated protein kinase binding protein 1
Biological process (GO): positive regulation of JNK cascade; negative regulation of canonical NF-kappaB signal transduction
Cellular component (GO): cytoplasm
Molecular function (GO): protein binding
Source: RefSeq, a predicted model, not a curated record